CAGAAAGCAGCUGAACUGCAUAUAUAAAAUGUUCAGUAUGGCUGGAGAAAAUGAGAUGUUUGCAUCUCAAUUUAUUCUCCUGGGCUUCACCACCCAAGCAGAUCUGCAGGUGAUGUUUUUUGUCUUGUUCCUUGCCCUCUGUGUGGUCACUCUCUUAGGAAAUCUGGGAGUCAUCAUGUUGAUCCGGAUCGAUCCGUGCCUCUGCACCCCCAUGUACUUCUUCCUGAGCCACUUGUCCCUGCUGGACAUCUGCUGCUCCUCCACCAUCAUCAUCCCCUGGAGCCUGAGGGAUGUUUUGGUGGAGAAGAAGGUGAUUUCCUUCGGGAGAUGUGUCACCCAGUUCUUCUCCUUCGCCACCUGGGCCACCACCGAGUGCCAUGUGCUGGCCGCCAUGGCCCACAACCACUAUGUGGCCACCUGCAGGCCCCUGCUCUACUCCGUGCCCAUGUCCCCUCAGCUCCAUUCUCCACAUCAUAUUCCCAUGUUCCAGGUCCCAUUCUGUCACUCCUGGGCCAUCGAGCACUUGGUUUGUGACAGGCCCCCGCUGCUGGCCCUGUCCUGCUCUGACACCCGCUCCAGCGAGGCCGUGGUGGCCGCCAUGGUGGGGCUCAACGUGCUGAGCACUGCGGCUCAUCCAGGUCCAUCCUGGUGUCCUCCCCAUCUGUCCUGGCUGUUGUCCAGGUCCAUCCUGGUGUCCUCCCCGUCCAUCCUGACUGCCAUCCUGCGGAUCAGCCAGCAUCAGGGUGACACGAGGCCUCGUCCACCCGCGCUUUCCACCCGGCCUCCAUCGCUCUGUGCCACGGCAGCUCCACCCUCACGGACCUGCGCCUGUCUCCAGCCACUCCCUGGAGCAGGACAAGCUCAUCUCCCUGGGGUGUUCUGUCACUGUCCCCAGGAUGAGCCAGCAAUGUGGACUUGAGGAACGCCGUGAGGAAAGCAAAAAGCCGGAUCCUCGCUGCCUGGUCCGCCCAUGGCUGCUGGUCAGUUGAAAGGAGAGGACAACCCCGCUGUGGUGAGGGGUGUUGGAUUUUGGACCCUCGGGAAGAGAGGUUGGAUAUCAGACCCUCAGGAUCCCAGGGAUGUAGUCCAGAUUCACCUUCC
Messenger RNA from Serinus canaria (Common canary), 1101 nucleotides. Its product is annotated as olfactory receptor 5T3-like. The record is from RefSeq and is a predicted model, not a curated record. Gene Ontology annotation, biological process: sensory perception of smell; G protein-coupled receptor signaling pathway. Lineage: Eukaryota; Metazoa; Chordata; Aves; Passeriformes; Fringillidae. Gene Ontology annotation, cellular component: membrane. Gene Ontology annotation, molecular function: odorant binding; olfactory receptor activity.